Molecule: messenger RNA, 4637 nt
Organism: Papaver somniferum (opium poppy)
Lineage: Eukaryota; Viridiplantae; Streptophyta; Magnoliopsida; Ranunculales; Papaveraceae
Product: protein ACCELERATED CELL DEATH 6-like
Exons: 6
Coding region: 2787-4598 (603 amino acids)
Molecular function (GO): protein binding
Source: RefSeq, a predicted model, not a curated record
GGUUGCAUUCAAAUGGUAAAGAUUUGAAGUGGCCCCACACCGUAUCUCACACGGGGUAUUUUCACGGGAAUACCCACGGUAAGUUGAUCAUUUCUAAUGCAAAAAAUUCACAGAAAAACACUUACCUGUGCAAAAAAGUCUUUGUUGUUCAAUUUUAAGUUUUCUUCUGUACGAUUUUGGAUUAGUAGCUCUGUGUCUGUGACUUGUAUGUCUGACUUGAUUUCCCUAUGCAAAUUCCCUUUUACGCGCCUUAAACUUAGAUUACCAGUUUCUCUUAAUUUGGUGAUAAAUGGUGUCUGUUGUUGUUUUUCACAAUUGCAUUUAUUUGGUUACUUGAGUGUGCUGGCUUUAACUUUUCUCUAGCGUAAAUCAAUUGGUAGCGGCCAGACAACUAUAGGGAUGUGGUUCUCGCAGAUAACGAGUUUAAUACAGUUCCAAUUUGUCUACUAAGUCUACUAACGACAUCUCACAUAUAUAGUGCAUUUCAUCAGUAUUGGUGCUGGUAUGUGUGUGUUGCAUGUGGUUUCAAGUUAAGGAACAUGGUAUUGUUACCGGAUUAUGAAAGGAAAUGAUGAAUUCUGUGGGUGUCUUUGAAAUGGAUACGAUUAAGGUAAGCCAUUUGGAGUCACAUUAGUGUUAUAUUAUGGUUCUUUAAUGGGACAUUUUAGCCGUAUCUACUCUAUGGGCUCUUCCAUAUAUUAUCAACAAUUUUCUUCAUGUCUCUUUGCACGUCUCUUUGCAUGUUUGAAAUAGUGAUACUAGUGAUUUACUUGUCUAAGAUAUCCUUUUGCCCUACUAUGCCGAAACUGUUACUGAAAUGCAGUUGCCUGUGCAAAAAAUAUGAAAAGUGUUCAUGUUUUGUUUUAAGUUUUCUCAUGUACAGUAGUCUUGGUCAUUGUUUGAUAAGUUCUCCGUCUCACUGUACAAUUUUAGAUAAUUGGAUAAGUAGCACUAUGACAUACAGUAGUAGUAGUAGUAGGGUGAUCUUUGGAACAUGACCUUAUGUUCGGCUUGUAUUCCGACUUGGUUUCCUUAUGCAAAUUCCCUUUAAUGAGCCUGUUGCUAAUAUCCUCUGCACAUUUGUUUUCUAGGCUAGUUGGUGGCUGUUAAGGUACUGUCAUAUUUCUUUGCUUGUUUGUGUUAAAUUGAGAAACGGAGCUGCCUGGUGUGUUUGAGAUAUAUUAGGUUAAAAGAGCGACGGGCUAUGCUUGUUAUCUCAUUCUGACUAAUCAGUAGCUGUUAAUUGCUUAUGUAUAACUUUGAUUGGGCUACUAGAUUGUUGAGUGUUGACAUUGUUUCUAGCGGAUGCCCAUUAUGCAAAAUGAGAAUGAUUUAGACUUGGUAGGUCAAGUAGGUUGAAUGAGUCAGCUGUGUAUAACUUUGAUUUUUGUUGAGUCUGUACGAGUAUGGUCUGAGUUAACAUAGAUUGUUGGGAGAGUGUACAGUAGCGGCUAAAUUCAGUUCUUGCUGUUGCUGAGGACUGGCUCUCUGCAGUGCCAACAAUUUUGGUGACUUAAUCUGCAGACAUAGCAUUAUGAUUAAUAGGUUUCACACUAUGUAUUCUCAAAUUAUUAGACUGCUGUUAUAUUGUAGUUGUUAGGGUUAGAUGUGUUGGAGAGCCUCGUUUUGGACAUUUUGAAUUCACUUUAUUUGGUACAUAUCUGAUCCAUGCAAACUUUUUUUAAAAUGAGUUGAUGUGGUGGCCUGCGCCUGUGGGAUUGUGAGUUGGUAGAAACUUCAUUUUUCAGUCCAAAGCUGAACAUUUUAGAAGGUUAUGUAAUUGUGAAUGGAUGGAAUAGUCCUGCAUUUCUCAACCCGAGUGUUGUAUUUUUCUGAUCAAUGAAAUUCUUUUUUCCUAACCAAAAAAAGAUGAAAAGAAAUACAGUAGAAUGAGUAGUUUAUAAAUUUGACCUUUGAUUCUGUACUGCAAGUUGUAUAAGAUCUUGAUAGUCAUAUCAUGUACUAGGAGUGGUAAAGAACUAUCAAACGCGCACGGCAUGAACUAGGAGGUUGAUGAAAUUCUUUUUCCUGACCAGAAAAAGAAAGAAAAAGGAGAAAGGAAGUGGUUUAUCUUUAUACAUUUGAGUCCAGUCUGAACUGUAAGUUGGAUAUGCUAAUGGGUAUUGAUAUCAUGUACCGGAAGUGGUUAAGAAUUGUCAAACGUGCACAACUACAAAGCUCAUUGUUAAGUAAUAGAGCAAGGUUCCUGGGAGUUAUUUAGAGGAAUCUUAGAAAUUGUUUUUUUUUCUUCUUCCUUUUUUAUAAUAAGUUUUAAAAAUUGUUUUUGUUUUCUUUGUUUCUUUUGAGCAAGAAGAAGUGAAUAGUGAUUGCUUAUCUUUCUGGUUUUUAGUUUAAUCAGACGACCGCAUCGAGUCUCAUGGGCAAAAUCUUCAUAUGUGAUGCAGAGAUUUGCACUUGCAGUAACUUUUGCCUUAAGGAGUUGGAUCAGACUUGAAUUCAUACAUGUGCACGUAAUUAACAAAGUCAGACUAAUGAACCCAUUGACACUCCAGUGACAGAACUAAUCAAUGCUUACUUCUAAUUAAGAAUCCUUGAAAACAUAAAACAAAUUAUAUCAUCAAGACUAAAUUACAUUAGAUCUACAAAGUCAAGAUCUAAAUAUUUUUCUAAUGAUCAUCAAUUGCAUAUAAUUUCUCUUCGUCAGUUCCAGAGUUUCCAGAUUGCAAACAAUCUCUCCCUCUUUUUCUGACAAAGUUCUCUUCCAGGGGAAGUGGUGUGUGAGUUAAGGGUAACAAAAGCAGUAGGUAGCAUUAAUCUGUAGAGCCAUGGAAAGAAGGGGAUUCAUGGCCACUGAAGGAGCCCUCGCCAACGAAAUUUGUAUAUCUGUAGAGCAACGUAGUUUUAAGUCCGGCUAUUGUUAUGAGACAACAGAAGACGGCAGGAACCACGAUUUAUAUCGACCUUUAUUAGAUGCAGCAAUGGAAAAUAAGUGGAGAUCAGUGGGAGAUUUCAUAAAAAGUCACCCCGGUUCAGUGGAAGUCCCCAUCACAGUUUGUGGAAGGACUGCAUUGCAUAUUGCAGCUGGUGCAGGACACUCAGAAUUCGUACUGAUACUGGUUAAACUCAUGUCCAUAGAAGCACUUGAACUGAAAGACAGAUACGAUGGUAAUACAGCUCUCCAUCUUGCUGUUAUUGCUGGGCUUGAUGAAGCUGUUAAAGCAAUGGUGCAAAAAGAUGAAAACUUAAAAUAUAUAUGUAACAAAAAGGGGUUGAAUCCGCUACUCAAUGCUGCUAUUCAUGUCAAUGUAGAGCAUAGAGAGAUUUUUAGAUACCUAAGCAGUGUUAUGAAAGAUGAAGAUUCAAGUUCCUUUCAAGGUCAUUUGGGAGCUCAUCUUAUAUGCAGUAUAACUCGUGCUGGUUUAUACGAAUUGGCAUAUACUCUAAUCAGUGAACACCCAAGUUUAGCAACUGCUAGAGAGGACGAUGGCAAAACUAUGCUAGAUGUUCUAGCAGAAAAGGGCUCUGCGAGAAGGCUGGCCUCUGCUCAACAAUCUGCACUGUAUUUCAAAUCAUCACCUACUCAGCAGUACAAAUUUAUCGAUAAGCCAUCUACAUUUCUUGAAAAGCUAUUGUAUCCUGGCCCCAAUUGUCGAGCUCGUCGCAGUGAACAUUUGAGAUCUUCUGUUAUUCUCCCUGAGUUGGUAAAUCUCAUUUUUGAAGAAAUGUCGCGCAUGACAAAGGAAGACAUGCAUCGUUUUUUCUUCAAUUCAAAUUUCCUACAAACCGCUGCAGAAAAUGGUGCACUUGAAAUUGUGAAGAAGUGCAUUUCAACUUAUCCGGAUCAGCUUUGGUUUCCUCACAAGGGAAGAAGCAUAUUUCAACUAGCGGCCGAGAAUAGACAAGACAAUAUUUUUGAUUUCUUGUACGAUCACAUGAACGCAGAUGAGAAGAUUUUAAUUACCCGCGUAGUGGAUUCAAAUGGCGGUAAUAUCUUACAUAUUGCUGCAAAAAUUGCGCCUCCUUUUCGACUAAAACGUAGCCCUGUUAAACAAAUACAAGGGGAGCUUAAAUGGUUUAAGAAAGUGGAGAAGAGGGUACCACCUGCAUUGAGAAAAGUGAGAAAUGAUCGAGAAGAAACUCCUCAGGAGGUUUUCACUCGGGAGCACAAAGAUUUAGUGAAAAAAGCAGAUGCAUACAUGUUACGGGUAGCGGAAUCAUGUCUAAUUGUGGCGGCUCUUGUAGCUACAGUUGCUUUUGCGGCAGCAUUCACAGUACCUGGUGGAAAUUUCAGUGACAGUGACCCAAGAAACAAAGGAAAGCCAAUAUUCCUGGGAAGGAAGUUGUUCCUCUUAUUCAUGGUGUUAGAUGCUAUUGCUCUCUUUUCUUCAGCUUACUCAAUCCAAGUGUUCUUAUCUGCAUUUGGCAGGACUCAUACGGAAGCAACAUUCGAGUCGAUAAUCCCGAUAAGGCUCAAGUACGGUCUCAUAUCUCUUAGAGUCUCAGUAGUUUGUGUGAUGAUUGUAUUUAGCAUAGCGAUUUCAAUCACACUUGGGAAUAAAUAUGUUUGGGCACCAUAUCUCAUCGGUGUGGUUGCCUGUACUUGUUGCAGUCCUUCUUUUGAAUUUGGAAAAUUCUAAUCAUCAAUUUUCAAUGAAAUGAUCAAAAGUUUACGUUCA